Molecule: messenger RNA, 1462 nt
Organism: Jatropha curcas
Lineage: Eukaryota; Viridiplantae; Streptophyta; Magnoliopsida; Malpighiales; Euphorbiaceae
Biological process (GO): protein deubiquitination
Molecular function (GO): deubiquitinase activity
Source: RefSeq, a predicted model, not a curated record
AAUUAUAUCAUACAAAUAUUAUGCAAAUGGUUUAUUACUGCAAAACUCUCAAACUCGAGAAAACAAAACCCAAAAGAGGGAAGAUCUAAGAACCCUGAACAUUUUCCUGGAAAAUUAGCGUGUUACUUUCAAAUUAAAUUCCAGUAACAGCGAGCACGGAAAGUGAAAAUUCUCUGUGGCUACAAGUGACCACAGAGAGAGAGAGGAGAAAUAAAAGGAAUUUGAAACGGAAGAGACUUUAGAGGAAAAAGAAAGAGAGUGAAGAAGUUUGUUUGGAAUCAUAUAUUACAAAGAGAAGAGAAUAGAAAGUUUGAAGUUAGGGUUAGGUUUAGGGUUUUAUUGAUAAAGAUGACGGAUGUGAUAUUGCAUAUAUAUGACGUGACAAAUAGUGGAUCGGAGAAGACCAACAACACCAUUAUGCAUAUCAACAAGAUCUUCAAGGACGGUAUUGGCCUUGGCGGCAUCUUCCACAGCGCUGUUCAGGUUUAUGGAGAGGAUGAAUGGUCUUUUGGGUUUUGUGAACAUGGAACUGGAGUUUUUAGUUGCCCUUCUGGAAAGAACCCAAUGUAUACAUAUCGUGAGAGCAUUGUGCUUGGAAGAACAAACUUUCCUAUCUAUAAAGUGAACCAGAUACUGAGGGAACUGAGCAGAGAAUGGCCUGGAAGUGCAUAUGACUUGCUAGCCAAGAACUGCAAUCACUUCUGUGAUGAGUUUUGUGAAAGGCUUGGUGUGCCAAAACUUCCAGGUUGGGUUAAUCGUUUUGCCAAUGCUGGUGACACAGCCUUGGAAGUAGCGGGAAAUACAGCUUUACGGUUAAGACAAGCCAAGGCAGAGAUUGUAUCAGCUAGCAAAGUGGCAUACCGUUUCCUUAUAGGUGUUGCUUCGAAUAAUGGGUCUGGUCCUGAUUCACCUGGCAAUUCAAACAGAGGGACCCCUAGAUUCCAAGCAGCUUGGUUUAAAAACCUUAUUACUUCUGGUGCCAAACCAUCUAGUAGUACAGACGUAGAUCAUCAGGAUGAAGAUGUGCUGCUUCGGCAGCAACAUGACCAAUCAGAUUUACCAUCAAGGCAGAAUUUUCUACAACGGGAACCUGAACUCUCAUCGCAGCAGAAUUUACGGCAUGAUGUAUGAAGAAAGCCUUUUGUGAAAGCAGUGUUGCUAGUUGUACCUGUCGAAACAUGCAAUAGACAAUUACAGUCAUUCGUUGUGUAUCACUGUAAAGUUUGUUUUUGCCUUUUCCGACUGAAUAUUUGGUGAUGGUGCUUAGAGGAUGAUAAGUACAUUGAAAGGGCAGUGAAUCUGAAGUGUUAAUUUUUUCCUUGCACGUCAUGGUCAAUUUUGAGAGCUUCAAAGCUUUCAUGCAACCCUAUGGGUGAUUCUGUAUCUUUGUAGCACAUGCAUGCCUCGCUGCCUCCAGAAAAUAUUCGUUUUUCUGGAGAAUGUAGGAUUUUAAGAUUUCAUA